This is a messenger RNA of Plectropomus leopardus (leopard coralgrouper), 2142 nucleotides long. It is a transcript of the gene plpp2a, whose product is annotated as phospholipid phosphatase 2a. Gene Ontology annotation, biological process: phospholipid metabolic process; phospholipid dephosphorylation; signal transduction. Lineage: Eukaryota; Metazoa; Chordata; Actinopteri; Perciformes; Serranidae. Gene Ontology annotation, cellular component: plasma membrane. The record is from RefSeq and is a predicted model, not a curated record. Gene Ontology annotation, molecular function: phosphatidate phosphatase activity.
GCACUGGGGUGGAUUUCGGGAAGCCAAAUCCUUUCUGAUCGUUUUUAGUACAUUAUACGUGCGGGAAGACGCGCCCCCUGUGCGUAAAGAGGCAGGACAGAGAGGACGCAGCUGUCCUGCGCACCUGAAACAGUUCGCAGACAGACAGAUAGGCAGGCAGGUACACAGGAGUGGAGCCGGAAGAGCAACAGGUCGACUUGUCCUGAAAGUCCUUUUUUUCCUCAGUAACUCCGUGCGUUUCUUAGAUUACAACUCUGCUUUUUAAAAACGCGACUUUUUUGUGAGGAAACAUGACAGAGCAAGGAAAGAAGCUGAUUCUGGUCGUGGUGGAUAUUCUUUGUGUCUUUGUUGCGGCCCUGCCCUCAGCCAUCCUGACGCUGAUGUUCACCCCCUACCAAAGAGGAAUCUACUGCGAUGAUAAGAGUAUCAGCUAUCCCUACAGGAGAGACACGAUCUCCCAUGGAGCCAUGGCUGCCGUCACCAUCACCUGCUCCAUCGUCAUUAUUACCACAGGAGAGGCCUACCUUGUGCACACAAAUCGUCUGCACUCUAACUCCCAGUUCAACCAGUACCUGUCAGCACUUUAUAAGGUGGUGGGUACCUACCUGUUUGGAGGAGCCGUCAGCCAAUCACUGACCGACCUGGCCAAGUUCACAAUAGGUCGCCCUCGUCCAAACUUCUUGGCUGUGUGCGCCCCAGUCACCUGUAACGGGUACAUGCUGGAGAUCAACUGUACCGGCUAUCACCGCAAUGUGACUGAAUCCAGGUUGUCAUUCUACUCUGGUCACUCGUCCUUUGGGAUGUACUGCAUGCUGUUUCUUUCUCUCUACAUCCAGGCCCGAAUGCAGGGGAAGUGGACGCGACUGGUUCGACCAACCAUCCAGUUCUUCCUGGUGGCGUUUUCUCUGUAUGUAGGAUACACGCGAGUGUCUGACUACAAACACCACUAUAGUGACGUACUGGUGGGGCUACUGCAGGGAGCUCUCAUCGCUGUGCUCACUGUCCGAUAUGUGUCCGAUUUCUUCAAGCAGCGCCCCCCUCGCUGCACACACACAGACACACCAGAGAUCGAACACCUUGAACAUAAACCGAGCCAGCAGCCUCCCAACUCGCAGCACGGAAACCACUACAACUACUCUGGACCAGUAUGAACCCUUUACAGAAGCCAACCCGAACCUACACACUCUCCAACAGCAGCUCUGUUACUUAAGGACCUGUGACAUGUACAGAAAAAACCCCAAAAUGGAGCAACCACUACCCAGAAAUCCAGAUCAGACCUGCUCCACUCCGAGACGGCUUCCUAACAAUUUUACUGCUAUGAAAACUCAGAGAUUCCCUUGACCUGUUGAAACAGAAACUGUCUGUGUGUCUUUUAGUAAGGGUGUGUGUGCUGCGAAAGUAUGCGUGAUUGAUUGUGUUUUUAUGGUCAUGUGGAGCGUGUUGUGCUGUUCAAAAGUGUGCAAUUAUGUAUAUUUUUAUGUUGUUUUUUUAAGUCUGUGCUACGUUUAUUAGAGAAAUGCUUUUAAGAUUUGUGGGGGAGAAUUUAUGCUGUGAGAAACCGAAAAGUGAGCAAAGACUGAUAAAGAGACACCAGCCAACAACUACUCUGUCCUUGAAUGCAGUUACAAAACAUUGGAGGCUGAAUGUUUUUCAUUUUGUUGCUUGUUGCAGUUAGAUAAGACUUAUUUUACCUACACUGGAGUCAGAUUAUAUCUGGCUGUUCCUGUCCCUUUUGUCAUUUUUAUCCGCCUCGUCCGUCUCGAUAUUUUAAUAUUUUUAGAAGACAUGCAUGCGUAAUGGACUGCUUUAACUAUAUACAUGAUUUUGUAUAGUACUAACAAUUUUAUUUUGUUUAUUACUACUGAUUCUAAUAAAUUGUGUAGCUUUUUAAGAAUACAUUACCAUUACUAAACAGUACAACCUUUUGAGCUGGCAGCAUUGUUCUGGAUUUUUCUCUUUUUAUAAACAAACUUCACUUAAAUGACUGACUCUUGAACCUCAAGUGCUUGCAGAACCACAAUCUUCCUUCACUCUUUAGAACAUAUGUAACCUAUUGUGAAACUGGCAUAUGUAAUAAUUUCUUUCCUUCUGCCUGUAGGUUGUUUUGUGUAGUUUCCUUCAUAAAUUUUAGCCGACAUAAAA